CCGGUGAGAGCCCUUUCAGCCGCCUGCAGCGCGCGGCUGUAGCCAUCGCCUCUGGGGAAGUCCUGGGGGCGGCGGUGGAGAGCCUGGCGAGAACUGGUGAGAUUAGAAAUUGUUUUUUCAUGAAAUAUUUAUCACGCGGAUGAGAUUCAAGUCAGUAAGCCAGCCAGAAGCUAAUGUCAUCGGGAACACCAACAGAAAGCACCAUGCCCCCUGAUGCACCUGAGGUGGAAGCAAAGGCGAAGUCAUGUGACAGGCAAGUAGAAAGACCAGAGGAAGGCACAGGCAAAACAGAAUGCCUCGAGCCCAUGUCCAAGAGGCAAAGGAAGAAACUACUGAAGCAAAAACAGUGGGAAGAGCAGAAGGAUCUCCGAAGGCAGAAACGAAUAGAAAAACGCCAGAAGAGAAAAUUAGAACGUCAGUCAAAAUCAGACACCAGUAACGAAGGGAAUGACAGAAAGCGUAUGCGAAGGAAAGUUGUUCCCAGCACGCUUCGCCUCAUAGUGGACUGCAGCUUUGAUGACUUGAUGGUGCUAAAGCUUCUGGCUCAUGGUAAAGCAUUUUGUGGUGGUCUGUCUGAAGGACUAUGUAAAAACAAAUUGUGUUGUAUACAGGAUGUUAAGAAGCUUCACAAGCAAAUUCAGAGAUGUUAUGCAGAAAAUCGCAAAGCAUUCCAUCCUGUGCAGUUUUACUUGACCAGCCAUGGAGGACAGCUGAAGAGCAAUAUGAAUGAAAAUGACAAAGGAUGGGUCAACUGGAAGGAUAUCCAAAUUAGAACAGAGCACUACAGCGAACUAAUAAAGAAAGAAGACCUGGUGUACCUCACCUCAGAUUCCCCAGAUGUUCUCAGUGAGCUGGACGAGAGGAAGGCUUAUGUGAUUGGAGGACUGGUGGAUCAUAAUCACCACAAGGGAAUUACUUAUAGAAAGGCUGUAGAGCAAGGAAUUGGUCAUGCACAGCUCCCUCUGGGAAACUUCGUGAAGAUGAACAGUCGGAAAGUGUUAGCAGUCAAUCAUGUGUUUGAAAUCAUCCUCGCGUAUCUGGAGAAGAGAGACUGGAAGGAGGCCUUUUUCAGUGUCUUGCCACAGCGGAAAGGGGCAGUUCCAUUGGGAGAAGCCCAACAUGCUCUAUCUGAGAAAGAAGGGGAAGACAAUGACACAGACAGCAACUAGCCUGCAGAAUAAGAAGAUGGGAAAGAUGAGACAUGCAGUUUGUGGGAUAACACUGAGACACGAAACAGUUAAGCUCUGAAGAUCAUCUGCCCUUGUGAUACUUAAUUGUCUCAACGCUUGGUAGCUUCGGAGUUGGGUCAAAGUUGUUCUUGGACAGAAAGGGUAAAAACAAAUGCAGCUUUUAUCCUGAAACUUCUAUAUUAAUAGCUUUAAAAAAAAUAAAUGAAUAGUAAAUGCAGAAUUUAUUUUGUUUACCAAGGAAGCUAUGUUAUUUAUGUUUUUUUUUUUAAUAAUUGUUUGGGUAUAUUACCCAAAAUACUUAAUCACUGUUUUAAUGUGUGCAUUCAUCUCUGUUUCAGUUCUAAGCAAUGAAUUACAAAUAAUCCUGUGACCUCAAAACCUGUACCACUAGUGCCUGUUGCAAGGCGUUCAUUUAAAAAUAGAAAUAACUCUGAUUUUCCUGAGCAUCUCAACAGACAGUCACAAGCAACUGGGUUGCCUUUAUCAGCUGAGCCACUCCAACUUAUACCCCUGAUUUUAGUUAGUUGUGGUCAGAGGAGGAAAUACAAGUGUGGGGUCAAGCCAUUGCUUAAUGCUUCAGUUUGAGUAAAUGGUUGUCUGUGUACAUGCAAAGCAUGUGCCUUGGCUGGCGUGUGAUACAUUUGUUGGUGCAUGUGCAGUGAGUUCAGGUGACAUGAUCACUUCUUAUAUGUUGAUCAUCGUAGUAAGAUUUAACCUGCAGUGCCAGAAUAAUACCAGAAGUCAGGAUCUCUUAGUUACAAGUCUUAUUCUUCAACUUCAGUAUACCUGGGUUUUUUUGGUUGUUUGUUUUGUUGUUUUUUUCCCCAUUAUGUUAACUGUGUUGUCUGUCAAGUGCUUUGCUUUUUUUUUUUCCCUUUUAAAGCCACAGUUUCUGUCUUGGCUGGAAGCUGUAAACCAGUUUGUUGGUGCUUUUCCAAGUUCAGAAAUGGACACUUUGGAGGUGUGGCUUUGCUUCUCACCUGUGAGAAUGUGCCCCAUUCCCUCUGUUUGUAGUGGCUGUCCAAGUAGCUGCUGGGGCAUUUUGGAAUGUGAGAAAGUAUGGCUCUCACACUGAUUGCUGAAGAGCUAAAACCCACCUUACUGUGACUGCUUGUCUCUGCUGACCUGGAAUCAGAGGAGAUGCAAAUGUGACUUUAUAUCUGUAUUUCUCCCUCUGUUAUUGCUUUUUAAUUGAGAAUGGAACUGGGAUCCCUGCAGAGUCCUCAUGGUCCCUAAAGGGUUGGCAGCGAAGUGGUCGUGACUUCCUAAACCUCUCCGUAUACUUCUAAAAUAACCACAGAAAAGUUUCUUCUUUUGAAGGGGUGGCUUUUUUUCCUCAAGUAGUUCUUGGUUUAGUUUUGUUAGGCUACAUAAGAACGUGAUUUCUUUUGUUCCAGCAAGGUUAGCUUCUUAAUAAAAGCACUGCUGGUAUUAUAUCUGUAACAAGAGCAGUGCAAGUGUGCCCAUUAUUUAUUAUACUGAGUUUUGAUGAAACUUUGUAAAACAUUGAAAUUACAAUGAAGUACAUCUUUACAGCUGAGGCACUGCAUGCUAAUGUACAUAGCACCUAUUAAACCUGGUAUAAGACUC
Messenger RNA from Meleagris gallopavo (turkey), 2780 nucleotides. RefSeq names its product tRNA methyltransferase 10A (gene TRMT10A). Gene Ontology annotation, biological process: tRNA N1-guanine methylation. Gene Ontology annotation, molecular function: methyltransferase activity; tRNA binding. The record is from RefSeq and is a predicted model, not a curated record. NCBI's taxonomy places the organism in Eukaryota, Metazoa, Chordata, Aves, Galliformes, Phasianidae. Gene Ontology annotation, cellular component: cytosol; nucleoplasm; nucleus.